Molecule: messenger RNA, 699 nt
Organism: Ostertagia ostertagi
Lineage: Eukaryota; Metazoa; Nematoda; Chromadorea; Rhabditida; Trichostrongylidae
Source: the annotation of a GenBank genome assembly
AUGCUUCCGAAAACAACCCGUCAAAGUAAUUUUCGGGGCACCUACUUGCAUUCUGGGACAGUACUAACCGCCGUCACUGGAAAACCGCAGCCCAGAGAUCUACUAGCUCAUUUCUCGCUUAGAUUCCCGCUGUCGAACUAUACUUUCGGUACAAAGGAUGCGCAGUCGGAAAGAGAUCAUUCAGUGCAAGCGCGGUUUCAACGGAUGAGAGAGGAAUAUGAAAAGGUGGGAAUGAGACGUUCUGUAGAUGCUGUAUUGAUCGUUCACGAGCACUCUCUCCCUCACAUUCUCCUGCUGCAGAUUGGUAGUACCUUUUUCAAGCUACCUGGCGGAGAGCUUGAAGUAGGAGAGGAGGAGACCGAAGGGAUGAAACGAUUGCUUGAUCUCACUCUUGGAAGAACAGAUGGGGUAAAAAACGAAUGGAAAAUUGAGGACGAAGUUGGCAAUUGGUGGAGACCAAAUUUCGACCCUCCUCGAUACCCAUACAUCCCUGCUCAUGUCACGAAACCAAAAGAACACACAAAGCUGCUCCUUGUGCAGAUGCCAGAAAAAGCAAUGUUUGCUGUGCCGAAGAAUUACAAAUUGGUUGCGGCACCUUUGUUCGAGUUGUAUGACAACGCUGCUGCAUAUGGACCACUAAUUGCGAGCUUACCAAUGGCUCUUAGUAGGUUCAACUUUAUUUAUAACGGUGUUGUAUGA